This is a messenger RNA of Aaosphaeria arxii CBS 175.79, 949 nucleotides long. RefSeq lists its product as uncharacterized. Bases 50 to 688 code for a protein of 212 amino acids. The transcript is spliced from 2 exons. The record is from RefSeq and is a predicted model, not a curated record. NCBI's taxonomy places the organism in Eukaryota, Fungi, Ascomycota, Dothideomycetes, Pleosporales.
CUUCGCCAUUUCUCAAGAGGCGGGCAUACCACGACUCAAAAGAAGCAAUAUGCGCCGCAUCUCUGUGACCGUCCUUCCACUGCUGGUCCUCCCUGGGGUCCUAAGCGCUACGUUGCGAAACGCCACCAGUAAUAACCAGGUGCCUCCAGUUUUCAAUGAUACAACCUCGCUCUCGAUCAAAGGCAGCUUCCACGCCGAUUCUAGCCUAGAAUACAGUGCCGAUGUCGAAUUGAACAUCACAAAGCGUGCAUACCCUCGAGAAGGUCAGAGAAGAUGCAGACCAUGGUACCCAAUCGAGAUCGAAAGAUUCACAAUCGAAGGAGGCUGGAAUGUAGAUCAGGCCUGCCCUGAUGAGUACUGGUGCUAUGCCACGGAAACAACUAUCCGAUGUAGAAGACUAGAGUGGAAAACUCGCUGUAGUAUGUUUGAUCCAACUUGGAUCGAAUUCAAUACAGGCGACAAGUGGCUUGAUUGGAAUCGCUGCAGAAAUGGUGAGCGAUGCUAUAUGCUCAAUGGAGUUGGCAGCUGCAAACUGUCAGGGGGAAAAUUCAAGGUUCAUACAAACCGAUGGUCGGCUCGAGAUACGCUGGAUAAGACGACAAAAGAGGAUUGGGAUCACUCAGAAGCUGACAAUGUGGAAAACUCGAACACUACCGCAAUUGACAUAAGAGACAAGACAUUUGACUAGGCUCGCCAGAAAGAUACGAUCCAUAAUGUUGUAAUCAUGUCCCUGAUUUCAGCAAGAAUUUGAUCAUGCACGAUUCGCGUGAUGGAUGAAAGGUCACAACUCAAUGCAAGCCUUUCCACCUGGAUACUUUAGUUGGCGAAAUUUGGCUGCUGUCUGUAAACUCAACCUAAUACUAGUUCAAGUGAGAGGCGUCACUCGUUGCUCUCACUGUUUUUCUUUACUUCUCGUAAUCUACACCCAUUCUUAAGCACACUUUCCCAG